Messenger RNA from Drosophila guanche, 3499 nucleotides. RefSeq names its product calcium-transporting ATPase type 2C member 1 (gene SPoCk). Lineage: Eukaryota; Metazoa; Arthropoda; Insecta; Diptera; Drosophilidae. Gene Ontology annotation, biological process: intracellular calcium ion homeostasis; calcium ion transmembrane transport; manganese ion transport. The transcript is spliced from 4 exons. Gene Ontology annotation, molecular function: ATP binding; P-type calcium transporter activity; ATP hydrolysis activity. The record is from RefSeq and is a predicted model, not a curated record. Bases 362 to 3436 code for a protein of 1024 amino acids. Gene Ontology annotation, cellular component: Golgi membrane; endoplasmic reticulum; plasma membrane.
GUUCUUCGCCGCCAUUACAGCUGUUAUUGGAUUCGUGGAAGUCUCGGACCGGAUGAAAUAUUAAACUCCAAUCAAGAGCACUGGCAGAUCAAAUCGGGAUAUAGUGCCGGAAGGUGGGCAGGAAGGAUUCUCCAGUGACAAUUUGCGCGUCUCCGUGUGGUAGAAUCGCGACAUUCGCGCUGGAAAAACCUGUUGUUGUUGCUGCGCUUUCGAUUAGUGUUCUAGCGGUAAAUUUUAGGCGGAAAAAUCGAUUGUUCUCAUUUCAUUGUUUUUGUUUUGGUUGACGGCUUCGUUACGCGAUUCCUGCAUUCUCCCCGCUCGGCCACCGACACGGCCACAUGACUCAUGCACGGCUGCAACAAUGAAAAGCCACAAUAAGUACGCCAAGUUGCCCCAAGACCUCGAUUUGAGUUUCCAAAGCGAUCUGGACCUGCUACCGGACACAGCGGCAGACAUCGACCUCGACAUAGAUGUGGACGUGGAUGCCCUCAACCUGAGUUCGCCCGCCGCUCUGGACCUCCUCGACGACGAGGACGACGAGAUUGUCAUUGCCACUAGUGGCGGCGGCAGCGGCGCCGGUGACAGUGGUGGCAAGGGUGACCAGCGUCUAGCACCAAAAGCCAAGCAGCGCAAAAACCCAUUAGAAGAGCAAAACUUCCACAGCAAGAACAAAAUCUGCGGUCUUGGCAGCGACAGUGUUAUCGAGACGGGUUUAACCCUCACGCCCGAGAUGCUGCUCUCCACCUCGGAGUCAUCGACGCACAGCGCCUCCGAGGUUGCCGGUCGACUGCAGGUCGACGUGCGGACCGGUCUCAAAUGGACAGAGGCCAAGUACCGGGCCAAGAUCAUUGGCCAUAAUGAGCUGCUGCUGAUCGAGGAGGAGCCCACCUGGAAGAAGUACAUCGAGCAGUUUAGGAACCCUCUCAUCCUGCUGCUGCUCGGCUCCGCUUUGGUCUCGGUGAUCAUGAAACAGUUCGACGAUGCCGUCAGCAUAACCAUUGCCAUAUUAAUCGUGGUCACUGUGGCCUUCAUACAGGAGUAUCGCUCCGAGAAGAGUCUGGAGGAGCUGAAGAAACUGGUGCCCCCCGAGUGUCACUGUCUGCGCGAGGGACGCCUCGACACGUUCCUGGCCCGCGAACUGGUGCCCGGCGAUGUGGUGCAUCUAAACGUGGGCGACCGUGUGCCCGCCGAUGUGCGUCUGUUCGAGGCGGUGGAUCUCUCCAUAGACGAGAGCAGCUUCACUGGCGAAACAGAGCCAGCCCGGAAGAUCACCGACGUCCUGCUGAACAACACGAAUGUCAAGGACCACAGCAACAUGAAGAACAUUGCCUUCAUGGGCACACUGGUUAGGUGUGGCAACGGCAAGGGCAUCGUGGUCAGCACCGGGGAGCGCAGCGAGUUCGGGGAGGUCUUCAAGAUGAUGCAGGCAGAGGAGGCCCCAAAAACGCCGCUCCAGAAGUCGAUGGACAUCCUGGGCGCACAGCUGAGCUUCUACUCGUUCCUCAUUAUCGGCGUCAUCAUGCUGCUGGGCUGGCUUCAGGGCAAGCCGCUCUCGGAGAUGUUCAACAUCAGCGUCUCGCUGGCAGUGGCUGCCAUACCCGAAGGCUUGCCCAUCGUCGUGACCGUCACGCUGGCUCUGGGCGUUAUGCGGAUGGCCAAGCGCAACGCGAUCGUUAAGAAGCUGCCCACCGUCGAGACCCUGGGCUGUGUAAAUGUCAUUUGCUCGGACAAGACGGGCACUUUGACCAAGAAUGAGAUGACGGCCACGAUCAUCAUCACCUCCGACGGCUACAUGGCGGACGUGACUGGCGCCGGGUACAACGAUCAAGGCGAGAUACAUAUCCGGCACUGCAACAACGUGGAAAUGGCCAAGACCAACAUCACGAAUCUCCUCGAGAUAGGAGCUGUCUGCAACAAUGCUUAUAUACAGAAUGGCACGCUCCUGGGCCAGCCAACGGAGGGUGCUCUGGUGGCGGUGGCCAUGAAGAACGGCAUGUACGCCACGGCUGAGAACUACGUCCGCAUCCAGGAGUAUCCGUUCAGCUCCGAGCAGAAGAUGAUGGCCGUCAAGUGCAUCCACAAGUACAACAACAACAAGGAGGAGUUCUUCUUCGCCAAGGGGGCGCUGGAGACCCUCCUUCCGCAGUGCACCAAGUACCAAUUCGGCACGCAGACCGUGCCACUAACCAAGCAGAACGAGGCGGAGUUUCUGGCCGAGGCAUACGAGAUUGGACGCAAGGGCCUUAGAGUGCUGGCCCUGGCCAAGGGUCGGUCCAUGCAGGAUCUGAUCUACUGUGGCCUGGUGGGCAUCACCGAUCCACCACGUCCCCUGGUGAGGGAAUCCAUUGAGCUGCUCAUGCAAAGCGGUGUCCGGGUAAAGAUGGUUACAGGCGAUGCCCAGGAAACGGCCUUGGCCAUUGCCAACCUCAUAGGCAUCGACACCAUCCACCACCAGACGCUGUCCGGACAGGAGAUGGAUCAGCUGAACGAACACCAGCUGGACAAAGUGGCCAACAAUGUGAGCGUCUUCUACCGUGUCUCGCCGCGCCACAAGCUGGAGAUAGUCAAGUCGCUGCAGCGCACCGGGAACAUUGUGGGCAUGACUGGCGACGGUGUGAACGACGGCGUGGCCCUAAAGAAGGCAGACAUUGGCAUUGCCAUGGGCAAGAAUGGCACGGAUGUGUGCAAGGAGGCGGCCGAUAUGAUACUUGUCAACGACGAUUUCCACACCAUCAUAGCUGCCAUCGAAGAGGGCAAGGGCAUCUUCUACAACAUUCGGAACUUUGUGCGCUUUCAGCUGAGCACCUCAAUCGCUGCCCUGGCUUUGAUCGCUCUGGCCACGCUGAUGGACAUUGCCAAUCCGUUGAAUGCCAUGCAGAUUCUGUGGAUCAACAUUAUAAUGGACGGACCGCCCGCUCAGUCGCUGGGCGUAGAGCCCGUGGACCACGACGUUCUGAAGCAGAAGCCGCGGAACGUGAAGCAGCCGAUGAUCACCAAGUCGGUGGUGGCGAAUGUGCUGCUGAGUGCCAGCAUCAUAGUGCUGGGUACGCUGUGGGUGUUCCAGCGUGAAAUGGCCGACGGGACUUUGGGGAAGACCAAGCGGGACACGACCAUGACCUUCACGUGCUUCGUAUUCUUUGACAUGUUCAACGCCCUGUCGUGCCGAUCGCAGACAAAGAGCGUGUUCACCAUCGGCCUGACUACCAACCGCAUGUUCCUGCUGGCCGUGGCCUUCUCGAUCAUUGGCCAAAUGCUGGUCGUGUACUUUCCACCGCUGCAGAUGGUCUUCCAAACGGAGGCCCUGACGCCCUACGACAUACUCUUUCUGGUCUCGCUCACCUCCUCCGUGCUAAUCGUCUCUGAGAUCAAGAAAUGGUUCGAGCGUACCAUGGAGCGCAAGAUGUACAGCACCCGCUCCGAGCUGGACUUCGUAUGACAAAACGCAAGCGCUAGAGACGAGUUGCACCCGAAAGCCGAGUAAAUUAAAUAACAAAAAAAA